This is a messenger RNA of Hemibagrus wyckioides, 2596 nucleotides long. It is a transcript of the gene rtn1b, whose product is annotated as reticulon 1b. Gene Ontology annotation, cellular component: neuron projection; postsynaptic density. The record is from RefSeq and is a predicted model, not a curated record. NCBI's taxonomy places the organism in Eukaryota, Metazoa, Chordata, Actinopteri, Siluriformes, Bagridae. The coding region runs from base 185 to 2488 and encodes 767 amino acids. The transcript has 9 exons. Gene Ontology annotation, biological process: neuron differentiation; endoplasmic reticulum tubular network formation; brain development.
ACGUCAGCGUCCAACCGCUGAACCGAACGAGCCAUUUUCGCAGGCGCGUGAGGAAGAGCUCAGCUCGUGCGUUGCUUUGUCAUUUCGUCCUCUGUGUGUUUAUCGUCUGCGCGUAUUAUUUCAUUAAACAAGAAACAAACAAACAAACAAUAAAUUCGGUCUGUCUGAGGCGCAUCGCACAGGCAUGUCCGUGAAGCCGAGCGACGAGCCAGGAUCAGAGGGCGGGUGGUACGGAGACGAUUUGGAGAACAUGGAGCUGUUCGGGAAGAAGAGCAGCUCGGCCCGCUUUGAGGACUCGAAGCGCGAGGACGAGCAGAAGCAGCACUCCCACCAUCCGCCUCACCCCGUUACCAUGGAAACUGCAUCUACAGAUAAAUCAGACACAGAUUUCCUGAAGAAGUCCAUCACUGAUAUAGGAGACCCUUACACAUCCCUCCUGUCUGGUUUCUCCUCCCAGAUGGACACCUCCUACUUUUCGGGUGAUGUGAGUGGAGGGGCUCAGAAGCAGCAUGCAGGAAUUGAAGACCUCAUCUCAGGCUUGGAUUGCCAGUCUGCCAUGUUCAGCUCUGACUCCGGUAUCGAGAUGACCCCGAGUGCUGAGACUGGCUACAGCUCCCACAAGCUGCGUGACUCAGACAAAACCCCCGAUUCCACCUACAACUACAUGGACAUCAGGAGCAGAGAGGAUUCCCACACCCAACAGCAGCCAUUGGAGGAUUGGGGGAUAAGUGGCGCUUCAGAUUCUGCCCCUCUAUCUGGCCUCAGGGGAGGGCAUUACUUGGAGAAGAGUCCCUCACCUGUGGAAGUGGAGACACUGGGCCCGUCUGCAGCUGCUCUUGACUCACAAACGUUCCCCUAUGUAGAAGAACCUUCAGAUGAUGAGCUCUCUGACUACCAGCCUGACCGCUCACCAGGUGCUGAGGGCAGUGUCAGUCCAGUCAAGAUCACCUUGACAGAGACAACUCCUUUGUCAGUGUCUCCUGUGGCCACCCAACGUGCCUCUCCAGUCUCUGUUUCUGAAAAGGAAAGCAUCCUGAGCCUGGGGCUACAGGGCGUGCCGACUGUCACACUGUCUGAGCCAGAGGAUGAGAGUCCCGGAUCUUCUACUCCACCACUCACAGAAGAGUCUGACUCUCCAUCUGAUCCCAUGGUUCAGGGCAUUGAAGUGAAAACCCAGGAGAAAGCUUCAGAAAUGACCUCAACAGUCUUCCAGACUGCACCCAAAUCUCAGAGUCCUUCUGUGGAGCUAAAGAGCACCCCGACUCUUCCCCUUUAUGCCAAGGUUACUGAUGCCAGCAGUGGAGACUCAGGUGAUUCAGAGAUUGAGCUUGUAUCUGAGGAAUCAAGUCCACAGGCUCCCAGCUCUGCCUACAUGACCUUCAGCAAGAGCCCCAGCACCCCUCCACCAGCCCCUGCAACUACUCAAGCUCCGGUUUCUGUCUCUGUCCCUGCCUUUAACCCUUUACCUGGCCUGGCUUCUGCCCCCAUCUCUGCAGCCAUGCAGUACAGCAUCCUGCGUGAGGAGCGGGAGGCCGAGCUGGACAGUGAGUUGGCCCUGGAGUCAUGUGAAGAGGAGAGCCCUAAGAGAUUUCCCCAGGACUCUUCCACCAAGGUAAGCAAAGUCAACUCGCAACCGGCUGAACCUCCAUCCCCCUCAGCUCCAGUGAUCGCUGCUCCCACUGUAAACCCUGCACCUCCACCUGCUGCUCCAGUCUCUGAUGAUGCUCCUAAAGAGAAGCUGGCAAGUGACAGAGAGGAUGAGAAGACAAAGCCCAGUAGCAAACCUUCACCCCCCAGUGUAGACCUGCCUGAACUGAAGGUGGAGCAGCCUCCUGAGGAAAGGCAAGCAGAGAGGAAACAUUCCAGCGCUGAGAGACACCCUCCGACUCCUGCUAUCUUCCAGGGAAUAACUAGAGAGAAGGCGAUGGAGCUGUUGUACUGGCGCGAUGUGAAGCAGACUGGCCUGGUGUUUAGCAGUGUGUUGCUGCUGCUUUUCUCUCUGACGCAGUUCAGCGUGGUCAGUGUGGUGGCCUACCUCGCCCUGGCCGCUCUCUCUGCCACCAUCAGUUUCAGAGUCUACAAGUCCGUCCUCCAGGCAGUGCAGAAGACUGAUGAGGGACACCCCUUUAAGUCAUAUCUGGAGCUGGAGAUGUCUCUCUCACAUGAUCAGAUGCAGAGGUAUGCCGAGAACACCCAGCACUACAUUAACAACACUCUGAAGGAACUGCGCAGGCUCUUCCUAGUGCAGGACCUGGUGGAUUCACUGAAGUUCGCAGUGGUCAUGUGGCUGCUGACCUAUGUGGGAGCGCUCUUCAAUGGCCUCACUCUCCUCAUCAUGGCGGUGGUGUCCAUGUUCUCCAUGCCUGUGGUGUAUGAGAAAUACCAGGCACAGAUUGACCAGUAUUUGGGACUCGUAAGGACUCAAGUAAACACGGUGGUGGGGAAGAUCCAGGAGAAGAUUCCAGGGGCAAAGCGAAAGGCUGAGUGAACAGCCCAGAUCCGCUGGAGAAAACAAGGAGGCCAUGACCAGGCUGUCCCUUAUUACAGGGAGAGUUUCUCAUUAGUUCAUGGGUUUCCUCUCUCUCACACACACACA